Symbiodinium sp. CCMP2592 is the source of this 4560-nucleotide messenger RNA. NCBI's taxonomy places the organism in Eukaryota, Dinophyceae, Suessiales, Symbiodiniaceae. The record is from the annotation of a GenBank genome assembly.
AUGGGCUGGAAGGUGGGGGAUCACAUUGGGGUCGCCACGACUUCUCGGGGCAAGUCCACGGAGCACCGGAUUGUGGACAUAGGUCCCCCGGACGAGUGGCGCCUUGACCUCUGCUGUGCCCGAGCAGGCGUUGAGCGCUACGAUGCUCCUGCCAAUGCGAUUGACGGGUACGAAGACACUCAAUGGUCGAGUUGGUGUGCUCCUUAUUGCACAGGUGAAGAGCACUGGAUCGAGGUGCAGCUGGCGGCGCCAAGCGAUGUUACCCGCGUGCAGCUUCUGUGGGACACCAACCGCGACGCCCCUGUCUACACGGCCGGCCAGAUGAAGAAACCCAAAGCUCCCACGAGCUCCCAGGACUGUUCGCGAACGGUCCGGAAGGAAGCGAAGGGAGGCGGCUGGCAGGAAGUAUCAAUGGGCCUUCCUGCUUUCGGCACACACCUUCGUGUCACUGCCGACUACAACAGCCUGUCCCGACGCGCCGAUUGGCAUCCUCCCUGGGCUGGGGUUUGGCUCUACGAGAUCCGCGCCUACGGGAAGGAGGUCAACGCCACGGUGUCCAACGUGCUGUACUUGGACACCCCGCUUGAAGCAGAUCACUGGGGAGGCCUCCGUGAGGUGGAGGGCUACUGGCUUGAAAUGGCUGCCGAAGUGGUGAACCUACAGCGUUCUGUCGUAAUCACUGGCGACCACUAUGAUUUCUCGACUUCGGCCAAAGGCCUCCACACCAUCAGCGCCCACGGGGGUGUCAUGGACAUCCGCUUUGCACGCGUGGAGUACUGUGGCCAGCGCAACUUCAUGGGCAAGUACUGUCUCCAUUUCCACCAUGCCGGGCAAUGCCCAGACUGCACCUUCAAGGGCAACGCGGUGUACCAGUCCGCGCAGAUUGGAAUUACCGUCCAUGGCACUCACCGCUCCCUCGUUGAGGGCAACGUUAUGUGGGAUACGUCCUCUGCAGGCGUCUAUGUGGAAGAUGGCAACGAGAUGUUCAACACCAUCAGUAACAACGUCAUCAUCUGCUCGGUACACUCCAAGUGCUCAACGCCAUGGGAUGUACAGCUGGACAAUGCUGCAGGAAUCUACAUGAUCGGGAUGACGAACAAUCUGAUCGAGAAUCGUGUGGCCGGCUUCGAGAACUGCAUCUGGACCCACGGCUCCAUCUACCUGAACGGCCAGGGCGCAGCCCUGGGCAAAGUCUGCCCGCAGAACACGCCUUUCGGGAUCUUCCGGGGCAAUGUUUGCCACGACAACAACCGCUUCGGGAUCUACCUCGACAACCAACGGCCUCGAAAUCUCGAGAGGGACGGGAAUGGCUUCGUCGCAGACAUGGGCACCUGCGGCGAGUUUACUACGGAUGGCCGCGACAACGGAGUGACCCCGGCCAAUGUCAUCGAAGACCAGUUUGACUGGCACAACGACUUCGUCGGCCAGUAUUCCAUGGGUGACAUCGCCUUCCUGCGCUUUGUGAGCGUCAACAAUGCGCACGACCUGUACUGGAAAGAGUCGAAGAACUUUGCCGAUGGACAAUCCCAUCACAUCCGGGACUCCUUGUUCCUUAGCGAUCCGAAGGACAGGACCAUCAUCAAGAUCGCCCUGAUUGCAGGUCCGGCGGGCCCGUUCACUUUCCGUAUCACGAACACCACCUUCGCGGGCGGCGGGCUGGGAUGCGGCGCGAUCUGCGCGGCUCAACACUGCGGCCUGGGCGGUGCAGGUGGCCCGUGCAAUGUGCAGUACCUGCUCACUGCGGUGAAUCUCACGAAGGUUCACGCUGGCGACAAGAAGAUCGGCUUCGGAAUCAGCACGGUGGACCUGGGCUACGUGCAGCCCAUGUUCCUCUCGCAAGACGACUCCCUGGGCGGCUACAGGUCCAUGGUCAGCAGGCACCUGAAUGGCUUCGCGAACCUUACCGGCUGCGAGGCCCUCGAGAGCGAGGAGUGGGACCGAGCGGUCGCCUGCUCGAUAGAGGUGCGUCGGCUGAAUCUCUGGAGCGCUGACCUCGGGGACUUGAAGCUGACGGGUCCUGGAUACGAUGUCGAGCCCAAUAACAGCACCAUCGUCAAGGGAAUGAAUGCGGGCAAGCUGAUUUGGGAGCCCAUGCAUCGUGGUUACGGUGCCGUUGUCGCCUUAGGGCACAACUACAGCGUUGCAGGCAACUUCCGCGGCGAUAUUGCCACAGAGCUGUCGGAUGUGGUUCUGGAGGAAGUCACCGGGCAGACGGAAGCAGUGAAGGUCACGAUCGGCAACUACACCUGUCAGGUGGCAGCUGCAGAUGAUCGCAGCUGGCUGGGUGUGCAGGGCCGUGCACCCUGGACGGCACCCAGCGUGUCCUGCCUCACACAGGCCUACGAGGCUUCCAGCUUGGUGAGGACCACCACAGCUGCCGCCACCACGCUCACGGCUACUACGACGGCUCCCGGGACAUGUGGCCUGGAGUCCGAGGUGCCCUGCUGCCCCGAUGGAAGCUGCACCGACCAGUGCCGAGGCUCUGAGUGUUGCCCUACGCCCGAGGGUACGAGGACCUGCCCAUCUGCCUCUGUGGUCGAGGCUCCGACCUGCGAGCUGGGGAAGCGGUACGAUUGCACUGGAAAGACGGGCGUCUCUGGCGCAUGCCAGUUCCCGAACCCUCCAACGAUUGGGUACUUCUGGGAUCCCUUCUGCCAUUUCGGCAAGCUGGGCUGCUUCGCCGAUGGUAAGAACGUGGAGUGCCGAUUCUGUGGCUCUGGGGCCUUCCAGGAAGUCCCAUGCCAAACGACGACAACAACAUCGACGAGUACCACGACGACCACGACUACGACCACCGCAGGCGCAUGUUCGGCCUUGGGGAACGUCCUCAAGCGCUGCUCCGAUGACGGCUGCACGGUGCUGGCCGGCGGAAUGCUGGGCAGGUCCUGCCAUGACUACUGUGAAGAGCAUCAUUUGCUCUGCGCUGGGGCGUGGGAGGAUUUGGACGACGGUUGUGAAGCCCUCACAUCCCUGUCGUGUACGGCCGUGUAUCAGGGCACCCCGGACCUCAUCUGCCAGUGCGCCCCAGUGCCGCCCCCGCCUUCGAUCUGGAUCCAGUACUCGGAUGGACAAUGCCUCAUGGCCAAGGAGUACAACCGCUCUGGAGCUGCAGUGAAUCUUCAUCGCUGCUUCCUGCCAGCUGUGCCUGCAGAGCAGUGGCUGCACCACCCUUCGACGGGGCAGCUGACCAAUGCAGAGGAGAGCUUGCGAUGCCUCCAUGCCGCCGAGAAGACGACCCCAGGCACGCUCCUCGUGAUGUGGCCUUGCUCUGAUGAGGAGCCGGCACAGAACUUCACGCUGGAUGAGGUCACCGGUCAGAUACGAACUGCAGGUGGCCUGUGCCUCGAGGUUCGCCCCAGGCCGGAUGUGGAGUGGAACGAGGUGGUUACCGCUGUCUGCACGUCCGAGGCCAACCAGAUGUGGUAUUGGGGCGAACAGCAGCUCGCCACCACAACCACCACUACCGGCUGGACGGCCUCCUGGGGCCGGCCCAGCCCCAGCCAAGCGGGGCUCCUGGAGCGGCAAAGCGGCAGCAAAUGCGCUGCGAGGAGCGGGGCGAGCUUGGUCACGGCGGACUGCGACGCAACCAGCUUGGACCAGUACAUUGCCUACAACCAGACAAUUCUGCAGCUGUCUGUGGCAAACGGCGAGUGCGUGCAGAGUGGAAGCAUCGUUGGGGCGGUCCUCACAGUGAGGCCAUGCGAGGACAUCAGGCUUCAGCGCUUCGCCUACGACCAGACGGCGGGUCUUGUGUGGAAUCCGUGGGGCCUUUGCGUGGAGGCAGUGGACACAGGUUCGGGACUUCGCAUGGCAGCUUGUGAUCCGGACAACUCCAGGCAGCAUUGGCGAAUCAACGGAAUCGCCACCACGACGCAGACGCCGGUCUCGAUGGGAUUCCACGUAAGGCUCAAGUCCGGCAUUUGCCUGGCGGCCAAGGAUGGCAACUCCAGGAGCAGUCUUGAGAUGCGCUCUUGCGACGUCAGCGAUGACCUUCAGACCUGGUUCUACGACGAGAGUCUCGAGCAGUUCAGGAACGGCCUCGGGAAAUGCCUCAUGGCCCCACAUGCCGGUGGCAUCCGUCAGGCAAAGCUCUCCUUCACUCCGGUCCGUGGUGGUGAAGACAUCGCCUGCCGGGGCACCGACUGGCGCGACAAUGACCGGUCGAAUUACAUCGCGUUUCUGAGAGUCGACGAUCUGGAGACGUGCCAGGGCUACUGCAGCGAGAGGGCCUCGUGCAUGGGCAUCGAGUUCAACCCCAAAAUGCGGCGCUGUGAGGUCUGGACCAAAGCCGUGCAGACCGGAGUGAUCGCAAGUGGCUUCACGUGCUACACAGCCUCGCUGGAGGAUCCCACGCUGGCAAUCUUCGAGGAAGUGGACGGGGGCUCCAACCGCGUGUGUCGAGGAGAAUCCCCAGGUGACAACAAAGCGUCGUACUUCAAGGUGACUACCGCAGAAUCGAAGGAGGCACCGGCUGUGAGGGAUUUAUUCAGGAAAACUGCGUACAGCUUACGCUUCCCAUACUCGGAUCUACGGGACUUGGGAAAUUAUGUAGGAACCUGA